AUGUCCUCCAACGACACGUUCAACAAGCUCAUAACCGUGCUCGCCGUCUCAGGUAGCGCCUACCUCGCGGGCUUCACGUCCUCCAUCACAUUCCUCACCGUUCCCAUCCUACCUCUCUCCGGUCCGCGCCUCGCCACACGCCAAUGGGCAGGAGUGUACGACCGCGGUUCUCGCCUCGGGCCUCCGAUGGGCCUCGUCUUCCUCUCCCUGUUCGCUUAUGCCGCAUGGGCGAACGGGGUUCUCGAGCGCUCGCCGAAGGGUGUGACGCUGGCCGUGGCUGGCUUGUGCGCAGCGGCAAAUAUGCCCUGGAUACUGAUGGCGAUGCUCCCUACGAACUCGGAGCUCUUGGCUCUGGCUGCUGAGCCUGAGCCGAAGGAGGGUGGGAGAGUGGGAGAGAAGGACGAGAAGAGGAAACGGGAGGAGGUGGAUAGGUUGAUUAGCAAGUGGGGAUGGUUGAAUGCCGUUAGGAGCGUGGGGCUCACUCUGGGCGCGUUGAUAGGCGGCGCUGCAGCGGUGGAGUUGUUAUAGUUCUGAGUGGGGAGUUCAUUCAGCUGUCGUAUUAUGUGUUGCGAUUAUCUUCGAACUGUAAUGUAUCAGAUUGGAUGAGAAAACAGACGG
Molecule: messenger RNA, 618 nt
Organism: Dacryopinax primogenitus
Lineage: Eukaryota; Fungi; Basidiomycota; Dacrymycetes; Dacrymycetales; Dacrymycetaceae
Exons: 2
Coding region: 1-528 (175 amino acids)
Source: RefSeq, a predicted model, not a curated record